AUGAACUUAUUGCCAACUGGAAUAUGUUUUUAUAUUUCUGUAGUAAUCUGUUCGUUCAUAUCAAGGGUCGACGCAUCUUGGUGGUACAUGGGCACCCUAGGUUCGCAGGUGAUGUGCGACAACAUCCCUGGAUUAGUUAACAAACAGCGCCAGCUUUGCCGCCAGCAUCCGAAAAUGAUGCAAGCGAUUGGGGCUGGGAUUAGAGACUGGAUUGGUGAAUGUCAGUAUCAAUUCCGUAACCACCGCUGGAACUGCAGUACUAUGGCGCGGGACCACACUGUGUUCGGAAGAAUUCUUCUUCGAAGCAGUCGCGAGGCGGCCUUUGUGUACGCCAUCUCCUCCGCCGGUGUGGUGCACACGCUGACCCGCGCCUGCAGCCAGGGGGAGCUGGAGUCCUGCUCCUGUGACCCAGAGAAGAAGGGCACGUCCCGGGACGCCAAGGGCACGUUCGACUGGGGCGGCUGCAGCGACCACGUGGACUACGCCCUCAGAUUCACCCAGACCUUCAUCGACGCCAAGGAGAGGAGGCAGAGGGACGCCCGGGCGCUGAUGAACCUCCACAACAACAGAGCAGGCAGGAAGGCAGUGAAGCGCUUCAUGAAUCUGGAGUGUAAAUGUCACGGUGUGAGUGGCUCCUGCACGGUGAGGACGUGCUGGCUUGCCAUGGCGGACUUUCGCCACACGGGGGAGUACCUGCGUAUGAAGUACAAUGGGGCCGUCCAGGUGGUCAUGAACCAGUAUGGUACAGGCUUCAGCCGUGCCUACCGGAAGUACAAGAGGCCCACCAAGAGCGACCUUGUGUACUUUGAGAACUCGCCGGACUACUGUGUUCGUGACUUGGAAUCGGGCUCAGUGGGCACGGGUGGGCGUGUCUGCAACAGGACUUCGAGGGGCGUGGACAGCUGUGAGGUCAUGUGCUGCGGGCGGGGCUAUGACACCUCCAGGGUCAGCCGCACGACCAAGUGCGAGUGCAAGUUCCAUUGGUGCUGUGCUGUCCGGUGCCGGGACUGCCACGAGGUGGUGGACGUCCAUACCUGCAAGGCCCAGGACAGCGCCCCCUGGCUGGGGCAGAUGUGACCCGCACCCUUUUCACUCAGGGUCAGCUAACAGGAUGGUGAACCUGCAGUUGGACUCAAACUCACUUGAGGGAAUGCAAGCACUAAGUCUUCCAUGUGCUUCACAAUGUUCCCACAUUGGACAGCCAUCCCCAAGACUGAAGAAUAUUGUACAAACAACUGUCUUACAGCUGAAUUUGACAGUCACAAACACCUGAAACA
This is a messenger RNA of Conger conger (European conger), 1277 nucleotides long. RefSeq names its product wingless-type MMTV integration site family member 2 (gene wnt2). NCBI's taxonomy places the organism in Eukaryota, Metazoa, Chordata, Actinopteri, Anguilliformes, Congridae. Bases 1 to 1077 code for a protein of 358 amino acids. Gene Ontology annotation, biological process: cell fate commitment; canonical Wnt signaling pathway; multicellular organism development. The record is from RefSeq and is a predicted model, not a curated record. The transcript has 5 exons. Gene Ontology annotation, molecular function: cytokine activity; frizzled binding. Gene Ontology annotation, cellular component: extracellular region.